AUGAUCCGAGCAUCCUUCGGAACCGCCACUGCCCUUAUCCACACCCACACUCAUGGAGGCGCUCAAUCCCGCCCUCUCCAAAACAACACCCGAGAAGUAAUCCACUGCCCCGAAGCCUGGUUAGUCAAAAUCGUCUCCACUCUCUUCGUCUACAGAGUCCCAGACUCCGAUCUCUGUUUCUGCUACCUAAGCAAGAACCUCAACCCCUUCAUCGCAUUCGAGGUCGUCAAGAAGCUCGACAACCCGCACAUAGGGUUCCGGUUCUGGGAGUUUAGCAGAUUCAAGCUCAACAUCCGCCAUUCUUUCAACACCUACAACCUCCUCACGAGAUCGCUCUGUAAAGCCGGUUUGCACGAUUUAGCCGGAAAAGUGUUCGAUUGCAUGAAAACCGACGGCGUUUCUCCGAACCGUCAAUUGUUAAGCUUCCUGGUGGCGUCUUUCGCUGAAAAGGGUAAGCUUCAUUUCGCUACCGCCUUGCUUCUUCAAUCUUAUGAAAUUGAAGGAAGUUCCAUGGUGGUGAACAGUUUGUUGAACACGCUGGUUAAGCUAAACCGCGUGGAGGAUGCGAUGGAUGUGUUCGAUAAGCAUCUAAAGUUUCAAUCUUGUAUUGAUACAUGGACGUUUAACAUUCUGAUUAAAGGUUUGUGCGGUUUAGGGAAUGUAGAUAAAGCGUUAGAGCUUUUGGGGGAGAUGAGUAGUUUUGGUUGUUCUCCUGAUAUCGUCACUUAUAAUACUCUGAUUGGGGGUUUUUGCAAGAGGAAUGAGUUGAAGAAAGCGAAUGAGAUUUUCAACGAGGUUAAGACGAGAGAUGGUUGCUCUCCGGAUGUUGUUACUUACACAUCGAUGAUGUCAGGGUACUGCAAAGCUGGGGAGAUGAAAGAAGCGUCUCUUUUGUUAGAUGAAAUGGUUGGUUUGGGAAUGUAUCCGAGUAAUAUAACGUUUAACGUUCUUGUUGAUGGUUAUGUGAAAGCUGGUGAGAUGUGUGAUGCUGAAAUGGUUCGUGAGAAGAUGGUUUCGUUUGGUUGUUUGCCUGAUGUUGUGACGUUCACUUCGUUGAUUGAGGGAUACUGCAGAGUAGGAGAGUUGAAGAGAGGGUUUAGUCUUUGGGAAGAGAUGAAUGCGAAAGGAAUGUUUCCUAAUGCGUUUACGUAUUCGAUUCUCAUCAACGCGCUGUGUAGAGAGAACAGGCUGGUCAAGGCUAGGGAGCUUCUGAGGCAGUUGGCUUGUAAAGACAUUGUCCCGAGACCGUUUCUGUUCAACCCUGUGAUUGAUGGGUUUUGUAAAGCUGGGAAGGUUAACGAGGCGAAUGUGAUCGUGGAGGAGUUGGAGAGGAAGAGGUGUAAACCGGAUAAGAUCACGUUUACGAUUCUUAUCAUUGGACAUUGCAUGAAAGGGAGGAUGUGUGAAGCGGUUAGCAUUUUCCAUAAGAUGGUGGCGAUUGGUUGUUCGCCGGAUGAGAUUACGGUGAGUUCUUUGUUUUCUUGUCUUCUUAAGGCUGGGAUGGCUAAAGAGGCGUAUCAGCUAAACAAGAUUGCAGUGAAAGGGCAGAGGAGUGAUGUAGAAGCACCUGUAGAGACGAAAACGGCAAAUGCAUGCUCUGCCGGCGUAAUUGGAAGCCGAACAGAUAAGCAGACAAAAACUCACAAUUUUCGGGGCGAAGAACUAAGACGUUCUUCAGCAUGUUUUUGGCAGCCAAAUGUGCUUAGACAAUGGCAGUACCAGCUACGAUCGAAAAAGCUUCACAGUUCCAAGAACCAGGCGAGGAAAACUCAGUGA
Messenger RNA from Microthlaspi erraticum, 1776 nucleotides. The record is from the annotation of a GenBank genome assembly. NCBI's taxonomy places the organism in Eukaryota, Viridiplantae, Streptophyta, Magnoliopsida, Brassicales, Brassicaceae.